GCGAUUCUUGGAACUCAUGUCUGUGACUGCAUUAACAGCAAGAGCUGAGCCAACUAUGUUCUCUUCCCCACUCCAGGCAAAGAAGUGGGACCAGCAAGGAUGCUCAGAUGAGGCCUAGAAUACCAGAGGGAGACAUACAAAGGCAGAAGGGAUAGAUGGCUUAGUGGCUGUAUGUUCUGGAGUCAGGCUGCUGGAAUUUGAAUCAUGCCUCAGCUACUUUCUUCAGCUUACUUUGUCACUGAAACUGUGUAAUACAAGAGAUACAAGAUUUAAGACUCCUGUGUACUAAUUGAAAUAUGAAGAUGAAUGUAAAGAUUACAAGUCAUGAAUCAUUCUAAUUCAGACACCCAAAAGUAUACUCCUCAUCCAGCAAAAGAACAGACGGCUAAGCCUCCCCCUUGUUGUCCAUCGUUAGAACCAGCAGGGUCUUCAACAAAUACUGGCCACUUCACUUCCGAGAAAGCUUGUCAAGUUCCUGAGGACCUUUGGAGUCCAGAGUCUGAGGACUCUGGACCCCAACAUGCACAUUUAGGUCACCAGACUGGCGCCUCUGAUCUUCAUCAUUUUUAUCAAUGUCUCCAUGCUGGUUACCUUGACCACAAGGGUGCUUAUCUGGGUUCUCACACUAGUACCCUAUACCUAGAAGCCAGCUCUUCUGCUACUGAACAAGCUGGGUUUCCUGUCCAAAAGCAGCCAGAAUGUAUUUGUUCAAGUGUACCUAAAAGAGGCCUUCAGAUGCCAGCACAAUCAUUUGCAUUGAACAGAUCAUCUGGACUGGAAUGUUUAAAUCAGGUAGAUCUGAUUCUGGUUAACCAGCAAAUGACACCUCUGAAAGGCUUUUCAGGCUUUCAAACUAAUAAUGAAUAUGAAAUUAAGGACAGGGUUGGACAGAAACUUUUCUCGGCAAUGGAAGAUACUCAUCCUGCAAUAAGAAAUUGCUUUGGAAAGUACAGACCUUUUACCAUGAGGAUUACUGAUAAUAUGGGCCGAGAAGUUGCAACCUUGGAAAGACCACUGAGAUGUGACUGUUUUUGCUUCCCAUGUUACCUUCAGAAGCUAGAAAUCCAAGCUCCUCCUGGUGUUCCAAUAGGUUAUGUUAUUCAGAAGUUCCACACCAUUCAGCAGAAGUUUAUCAUUCAAAAUGAGAAGAAAGAAGAUGUACUAACAAUUAUUGGCUUUUGUAUUAGGUGCACAUGUUGUACAGAUAUUAAUUUUGAGGUUAAAUCACUUGAUGAAAAAUACAUAGUUGGCAAGAUUACCAAGAACUGGUCUGGUGUUAUUCCAGAAUUCCUCACAGAUGUUGAUAACUUUAUGAUCCAGUUUUAUGUAGAUCUUGAUGUGAAAAUGAAGGCUGUGAUUCUUGGUGCGUGUUUCCUCAUUGACUUCAUGUAUUUUGAAAAGAGUACUCUGCCUAUCUGUAAGUGGAUAUAAACUACAACUGAUCUUCAGUUUCUUCUUUAUUUCAAAUUUGCAAUGAAGAUUUAUGCAGAGACCCACACAGUAUCAUCAGAGCCCAUUUAACGUCUGACACAAGGCAAACAUCUUCUAGCUCAGAAUUCACAUUGAUUAAAAACUAUCAAACACAGAAAGUUAACUAUUAAAUUAAGAUAAAUCCAAAAACUGAAGCAUGUGAUUUAAUUUGUAACCUCAGUGAAAGCAGUGGCUUAAAACAUGGUUUGAGAGGGUCCCCUGACUCAGGGGUAAGGGUGGAGAGAAAAGGUGGAAAGGGAACACCAUGAUGGUACUGAAUGGAACUGUGUUUUGAUUUUUGAGAAGUAAAUUCUAUAAAGAUGAUCUGUAUCAUCCAUUUUGGUGCCUAUUUAACCUUUUGGUUUCUUGUACAA
Cavia porcellus (domestic guinea pig) is the source of this 1844-nucleotide messenger RNA. RefSeq names its product phospholipid scramblase 2-like. Gene Ontology annotation, molecular function: phospholipid scramblase activity. The record is from RefSeq and is a predicted model, not a curated record. The transcript has 11 exons. The coding region runs from base 325 to 1431 and encodes 368 amino acids. Gene Ontology annotation, biological process: plasma membrane phospholipid scrambling. Lineage: Eukaryota; Metazoa; Chordata; Mammalia; Rodentia; Caviidae. Gene Ontology annotation, cellular component: plasma membrane.